AUGGCUCUGCCACGACACGACGACGCGGCGGCGUCGCGGGCCUCGCUGCUGACCUCGCUGCUCACCUCACUGUCGGCGUACCCAGUGGUCGCCGUUGCGCUCGUCGGCUGGCUGCUGUACCGCCUGAUGCCGCGGCCCAGCAGCAGCUCGCAGCCGAGAUUCCCCGUCUGGGCGACGCUGGAGAUUCCGCUCGUGAGCUAUGUGGUCUCCAACAAGGGCGGGCUGGCUCAACGCAUCUACUCGGCUCUGAGCCGAUUCGGCGGGUCACUGUUCGGGAUCUCGUCGACGCACCAGGUGCUGGUCAACACGUCAGGCGUCGAGAAGUUCAUGUCGCAGGGCCUGCACUCGCUUACGCCCGAGCCCAUGCACAACACGCUGCUGAUCCGCGUGUUUGGGCGGCCCGACUCGCCUCGGUGGGACCGCAUGUACUACGAGACAGCGCGCCAGCUGACCAUCCCCGUCGAGCGCAUGUUCCUCAACGACGCCGCCGCCACAGCCACCCUCGAGCGCGGCGCCAUCGCCGAGCGCGCCGCCUCCUUCGUCACCUUCUCCGCCGACCCCGCCCGCACGCAGCCCUGGGAGAAGUCGGCCGGCAUCCGCGUCGUCCGCCCCGACACCCCCGGCAAGCCCGGCGCCGUCGAAGCCAACCUGCAGAGCCUGACGCGCGACUUUGGUGCGCACAUGGCCAUCUCGCUGCUGUACGGCCGCGACUUUGUGACGCGCUACACGACCCUGCUCGAGGACUUCUGGCGCUUCGACAACGACAUGUUCCCGCUGCUGAUGAUUGGGAUCCCGGACUGGGCGCCGUUCCGCACGAUGCGCGAGGCGAAAGCGUCGCGCACGCGCUUGAUCGAAGAGCUUGAGGCCUUCUACCGCCGCCUCGGCCAGCACUCGCGCGGCGAGCCCGUCGACUUUGGCGCCGACAUGUCCGACGCCGGCGACGCCGUCGUCGGCCGCCAGGCCGUCUACGACAAGUACGGCUGGACCAUGCGCGAGCGCGGCCACGCCGACAUGGGCGUCAUCUGGGGCCAGAACGGCAACACGCAGCCCAUGCUGUUCUGGUACCUGGCGUAUCUGUACUCGACGCCGGGGUUCGUCGAGGAGCUGCGCCGGGGCGAGGUAGCGUCGUGCAUGACGCUGACCGACGGCAGCCCGCGCGAGAUCGCCGGGCUGGACAUGGGCGUGCUGUCGCGCGACUGCCCGCGCAUGAAGGCGGCGCUGUUCGAGACGUACCGGCUGGCCAGCGACCCGACGUCGAUCCGCUACGUGGCGCGCGACGCCAAGCUCGACGACGGCGCGCGCAAGCACGACAUGCGCCAAGGCAUGUACGUGUCGGUGCCGCACAGCGUCAUCCAGCGCGACCCAGACGUGUUUGCCGAGCCCGACCGCUUCGUGCCCGACCGCUUCCUCGAGGUCGACGAGGAGACGGGCAAGACGGUGGCACGCUACGGCCGGCUGCGGCCGUGGGGCUUCGGCCCGGGCAUCUGCAAGGGGAGGACGUUUGCCGAGAAGGAGAUCCUCGCCCUGGCCGCCACAAUCAUUGCCCUGUGGGACAUCAACCCCGUCGGCGGGACCUGGAAGGUGCCUGCCAUGAUGCCCGGGACGGGAGUGAAGAAGCCCGUCGAGGAUAUCCGGGUUGUCAUUUCUCGGAGGGUUUUCUAG
This is a messenger RNA of Lasiosphaeria miniovina, 1662 nucleotides long. Its product is annotated as putative cytochrome P450. The coding region runs from base 1 to 1662 and encodes 553 amino acids. Gene Ontology annotation, molecular function: iron ion binding; oxidoreductase activity, acting on paired donors, with incorporation or reduction of molecular oxygen; monooxygenase activity. The record is from RefSeq and is a predicted model, not a curated record. The transcript has 2 exons. NCBI's taxonomy places the organism in Eukaryota, Fungi, Ascomycota, Sordariomycetes, Sordariales, Lasiosphaeriaceae.